Messenger RNA from Neurospora tetraspora, 1043 nucleotides. RefSeq lists its product as uncharacterized. The record is from RefSeq and is a predicted model, not a curated record. The coding region runs from base 252 to 836 and encodes 194 amino acids. Lineage: Eukaryota; Fungi; Ascomycota; Sordariomycetes; Sordariales; Sordariaceae. The transcript has 2 exons.
GUCUUUGGAGCAAUGGGAGGCAACCUAGGAAGGAAGCUGUUUCGGUGCCUUUCUUUGACACACACACCUUCCACCAGAACCAGAGAAAACAUAAAAGCGGUGUCAUCCUCCCCAUCUGCACCUUCUUUCCCUUCUUUAUCUCUCCGCCACCAAAUACACACUCGCUUCUGUGUUUCAGCUUCCAGCCGACUUUCGUUCAGCCAGACAACUUACUACACCUAAUAACAACCUUACAACAACCCUAAUUCAAAAUGAAGUACUCCGCUGUCGCCCUUGCCGCCUUCGUGGCCGUUGCCUCCGCCCAGGACAUCUCCAUCAUCCCCUCGUGCGCCCUCCCCUGCAUCGACAAGGCCGCGGAAUCGGUCUGCACUUCCAAGACCGACUACAAGUGCAUCUGCGAGAAGAAGGACUCUCUCGUCAGCUCUGCCACCGGCUGCGUCAUUGGCGCCUGCGGUGCGGACGUUGCCCUGAACAAGGUUCUCCCCGCCACCGAGACUUUCUGCAAGGAGGUCCUCUCCGGCGCCGGCUCUUCCGCUGCUCCCUCCAGCUCUGCCGCUGCCACCACCGCUGCCCCCGCCUCCAGCUCCGCUGCCGCUGCUCCCUCCAGCUCCGCCGCUGCCACCACCUCCGCUCCCGCUGUUGUGUCCAGCUCCGCCGCUGCCGCCACCACCCUCGCCCCCAGCUCUUCCGUCUCUGCCGCCCCCGCUCCCUCCAGCAACGGCACCGUCUCGAUGGCUCCCCCGGCCUCUUCCUCCCCCGCUGAGGCUGGCGCCGCCGUUGCCGGCUACAUCGGCAGCUUCGGUGUCGCUGCCCUUGCUGCCCUUGCUGCUUUCUAAAUUAUCCGUCCUUGAUGGGUAAUCUGUGAAAGUUGUAACGAUGGUGGGAAAGAAGAUGGAUGGAAUGAAGGUGGUUGGAUGAUACCUUACGACGAUUGGAAAUGUUGUAUGAAGUUAUUAUGUGUAUAAUGGAUAUUGUGUCGGAAACUUGAAACGUAACUAUUAACUACUGGUCCGGUGGGUAAAACAGAACCACACCUCCAUAUA